AACGUGAUGUAAGCGCUGCACCAGAAUGCGUGUCAUAUUUGAGGGUGUAGGGGAAAUGGCCGCCAUUGCUAAGAUAUUUGGCCUACUUCUAAUCCCUCCGACGAUGAACCAGCAUUAAUUCACAACACCAUGCUUUUCCUUUCAUGCAUUUAGCGUUUUCUCUGCACAAAACGCGCAGUAUAUAAUACUUAAGAACCGUCGUUGCGUUGCGUUCACGUGUCAUAGGAAUGUGUGGCAGCGGUGUUUACCUCCUCGCUGCGCCCCAUGACUUGUUUUGAUGGCGACCACGUGACCGACUCCGAGAGUAGGACGUCCCCGCUGUCUUUUUGAGCACAUUACAAACAAGUUGCAGAUAAGGGGACGAGAAGGAGUCGCCCGAGGAUAGUUCCUACCGAAAACACUUCGACGUGACGCCGCCUGCCUGCUACUAUUAGUUAUUAUCGCCGGACUGGAUGAGCUGCGCGGAGUUCACGGACGAAACGCUCCACACGUGAAGCCCCGAAAACUUUGAAAACUUUUGACACGUUGACUGAUGGGACAUGGCGAAGGCCGCUCCAUCAUCAUCACCAGCGGCGGCCACGACCUCUCACCCGGGAGGCAUCGAAGCCUUGAAUUUGAAGGCGGGGCCGGCGAGGAGGAACCUCUUCGGGUCCGUGGACCACCAGCAGCUGCAGCAGGACUUCCGGCGGCUGCUCAGCAUGAACGUGGAGGCGGCCAAAAAGCGCUGGAACUUUGACUUCCAGAGGGAGGUGCCGGGAGAGGGCUCCGACGUCGAGUGGGAGGAGCUACGCAGCCAGGACGUGCCGGCGUUUUACCACAGCUGCACGAUGCGACCGGCGCCACGUCCAAUGCCCGAGAGCCGGGCACCGUCUUCGUCCGGGGGCGAGGGUUCCUCCCCCGGGCACAGCAGCUCGUCCGGGUCCGGGGACGAGUACCUGGAGGUGACCACGAGGGGGCGCUACCGGAUCGGACUGCACGGACAGCGCAAGCAGUCGGCCAUCACAGAUUUCUUCAAGGUGAAGAAGAGGAAGCUGCUGCACUACAAGCCGUCUUCUUGGCAGUAGAAAAGCACCACUAGACUCAGCGGGAUGUCGCCUCACACAGACAUGUAUCAUACCGUAUACAUACAUGUAUGUGUAUACAUAUAUAUAUGUAGCAACUUGUAAGUGACUGUCCACAAGCUCAUUCAGCACGAGCUACAGAACUCCUCUGACAUCAUAUUUCAUUUUCAGCACAAGGAAGCUACCAUUUUUCCUAGUAAAUCCAGCUCAGUCUUAAGCAACGGUUUUUGUUGAAUUGUAAGAAAUGAUAUGUUAAAUAUCCAGUUUUCCUCAGCUUUGACUAUACUGUGAAAUUGUUUUGUAUGCACUCUUAAUAACAGAAAACAGGCUCUAGUUUUAAGAAGUUAAUUUUCUUCCCAACGUAGUAUUUGACAUCAGUCCUCCACUUCUUCUUUUUUUUUUUUUUUGUGUGUGUGUGUGUCUCCUCUGCUGCCCGCUAAAAGUCACUAGAGGCUUUAAUUAGAUGAGUUACUAUUUCGGGACUCGCACUUCGCCUGCAGCCUCGGCCCCGGGGCUCGGGUAGCACAAGCAGGGGUCAAAACCUCACCCAGGACCCAGAAUCAAGCAGCGCGCAUGUGAUUAGCCCCGGGGCAAAAGUCAAAAGGUGGAGUUUCACCGAUGAGGUCAUGCAAUCGUAUUUUUCCAACAGCGACUUCAGGUCCUCUUGAGACAUUUAAUUUAUUACUCCUGAAACUAGAUCCUUGUCGUUUCAAUGCGUAACACAAGGUAAGCGGAGAAACCUGACUAGGUCAUUUACACUCCACUUAAACAUAUUGGCAACAUAUAGUGAACACAUUAACAAAAAAAGAGUUACAAACUGUAAAUCAUAUUCUUUGUGCAAUGCAUUAUUGGCAUUAAAAAUGUAAAAAUAGAUGUAUAUAUGUUUUGGGGCAACAGACCGGAACAUCCCUUAUUUAGUUUUGUCGGCUUUACACUUGUAAUAAUGUAGCAUUUCUCCAGUCUUCAUGUGACGUCCACCUCUUAGGUGCUAAAUACGCCUCUUUUUCUUUUUUCUUCCAUGAAGGGACUGAAGUGUUAAAUCACUGUGUUGCAGCUCAAUGAAAUCCAAACCUCUUGGUUUCACUUUUGGGCUUUUAAAAUUGUUUUUUUUUUCUUCUUGUAUGAAGACUCUUCCCCGUUUCUGUCUCCAUACGUGUGUGUGUGUGUGUGUGUGUGUUUAUACAUCCAUGCAUAGUUGUUUGUGUAUGCAUGCGUUUGUUUGGUUUUCAUCUUGAGGUUUACUAUAGAUUGCAACAGUUGUGGCAGCAAACCUCGGCUGAACCAAAAACAGAUCGCCGUGCCAAUAAAUCACACACGUCAAGUCCCGUCACGCCACAACCGUUUGACUUAAAGUUUGGGGCUGUCAAAUAGGACGCAGCUACUUCUAUUUCCUACCUACAGUCGCUCUAAUUUGGAUAUGGAUGAAGAGCCAUAACCCGGAUUGAUCCACAAUUACUACCUCAUCAAGUGAUCCAAGUUACAUGAAAAAUAGCAACACCAGUGGAGGGCGGGUUGUGUGCGUUUAAAGGGCAAAAGAGAGAAACAAGGGGGAGGGGUUUGUUGUGGUAAAAAUACUGAUGAGGUUCAGCGCUGGGUGUCGAGUUUCACAGCGCGUAAAAGAGUCCGUGUGUCAGAGCAGACAAACCGCGUCGAGAGGGAAACUUUAAUAAGUGAACAAUUAUUAACAGAAAAUGUCUCCCGGUCUCUCUUUCACAACACGGAGCGCCUCGAUCCCUGAAAAUAAUCACCUAGAAAAAGAGUUUUUCAUAAUCACGUUGUUCUUUCAGAGCUCAACGAGGCGAUAGUAACAAACACGGCUGUUUUGAAAUUUUCAGGAGGAUUACUUUCUUUUCUGGUCAACGUGUGAGAGAGUAACUGUUUGUGUGCAUCUUCUCAAACUUUCAAAGUCUAUUAUUAACUUAUUUUGAAUUUGUAUCCUUUGUCCUGAGCGGAAAUCCUUUUAAAGUCUCUUUUAAACUACUAAUUGUGUUAUUUCUGAAAAUAUAUCUUUGCACUACUUCAAACUUUUUUUUUUUAUAUAUGGUAAUCUUGAAAAAACAAAUAUUUGCAGAGUUACUGAGACACACAUCACAUAUUUGUGAUUUUAAAUUAGUACAAAAAAAUGUUUCCCCUCAAAUCACGCUUUAUUAGGUUGUUUUUGUAGCUCGUUUGUCCUUCCAAAGUCAGACAGGUGGAAUACAAAUAAAUCAAGGAAAGCUAAAACAAUAAAUAUGAAGAUUGAUCCAUUGAGCAAACUUUGCUUUCCAAAAUCACCUGUCGCAGCUAUAUUGAAGUGUAGCGUAUCUUUCUUGUAAUUUUGUAUAUGCAUGAAUGGAUGAUAAUCUCUGUUCAACAUUUGUAAUAAUUUUAUUGUAAUUUAAUGCUGGUUUGUAUAUCCCUGUAACAUGUAAAAAGUGGAUAUGUUUGUGAUGAGAAUCAUAUUUGUAAAGAAAAUAUAUUUCUGGGUUGUCGGUACGCUGUUGCCUUUCGUAUUGUUGAUUUCUUAUAGCGUGCUCAAAAUAAUAAAAAUGAGUAAGACUGAUACAAACUACAAAA
Molecule: messenger RNA, 3617 nt
Organism: Gasterosteus aculeatus aculeatus (three-spined stickleback)
Lineage: Eukaryota; Metazoa; Chordata; Actinopteri; Perciformes; Gasterosteidae
Gene: cdkn1d
Product: cyclin-dependent kinase inhibitor 1D
Biological process (GO): signal transduction by p53 class mediator; regulation of mitotic cell cycle
Cellular component (GO): nucleus
Molecular function (GO): cyclin-dependent protein serine/threonine kinase inhibitor activity
Source: RefSeq, a predicted model, not a curated record